AUGUCAACUAGUCAGUUUACCAAGUCCACCAGAACCUGUCAAGACCACAAAGCUGCCGACCGAACCGUGGCAGGAUGUUGCAGCCGACCUGUUAGGGGAAUGCCAACAGGGGAACACUUGUUAGUGGUUGUAGACUAUUAUACUCGUUUCUAUGAAGUUGUGAUUAUGAACUCUGUUACAGCUAACAGUAUUAUCAAAGCACUGGAACCUAUCUUCGCCAGAUAUGGUUAUCCACUGUCGAUCAGAACUGAUAAUGGGCCUCGGUUAGUGGCAGAAACGUUUGAAACCUACUUAAAGCAGAAUGGUAUAGAGCACAGGGGUUCGACACCUUACUGGCCUCAAGCAAACGGGGAAGUGGAAAGACAAAACAGAAGCCUGCUGAAAGCUAUGAAGACUGCCAAGUCUCAAGGAAAGGACUGGAGACAAGAAAUCAUUUACGUUGUGGUCAAGUCUCAGGAUGGAAUUGAAUACAAGCGCAACACAUCACACAUGAAGCUCCUAAAGGAAGAGACAAAGGAGGUAGAGUCGGAGCUGGAAGUACCAGAACUGGCCAUAGAGAAAGCAACGCACACUGCAACUCCAGAGAAUGAAGGAACUACAGUACAACAGAGGCCGAAAAGAGACCGGCGACCACCAGCAUAUCUCAAGGACUAUGCGCUAGGACAGUGA
Messenger RNA from Actinia tenebrosa (Australian red waratah sea anemone), 669 nucleotides. RefSeq lists its product as uncharacterized. NCBI's taxonomy places the organism in Eukaryota, Metazoa, Cnidaria, Anthozoa, Actiniaria, Actiniidae. The record is from RefSeq and is a predicted model, not a curated record.